AUCAGCAUCAGAACAACCCCAGCAUCACUCAUCUAGUCCCCUUGUCUGAUUAUGACGUUACUGAGCUAAAAUUGGAAAACGGUCAUUUGGCAAUUCAUGGGCUUGGUGGGAUUGUUCCCACUGCUCCGGCAAAGCCCACUUGGAGCAAUAGGGCUUGUGACACACUGGAAUCAAUAGUCCAUCAAGCUACAUGCCACAAACUACCUGAAACAAAUUUAAGCUCAAUGGUUGCAUCCUCCGGUGGAACAUGGACUGACGAUUCCAGCCAGCAGCCGUGGGCAAACGGUUGGAUCAGGAAACGUACCCGGUCGGACUCCGACUACCAUGGGAAAAAUGUUAGUAGUACUAGUACUACUAGCAAUGUUCAUGAAGAACAGACCGAGUACCAAAUGGACAAUGAUACUACUCUAAACACAUGGACUUCUUUUGAAUCGGCUAAGACCAAAAGCAAUGACGACGAUUCCACUUGUCAUGAGGGGUUGGAAAACCAAGAUGUGGAACGAGAGACCACAAAAGGGCAUGAAUCAAGCCGCUCAAGAUCACGACCACGGCGAGUUGCUGCCAUUCAUAAUCAGUCAGAGAGGAAACGAAGAGAUCGGAUCAAUCAGAAAAUGAAAGCUCUACAGAGGUUGGUACCAAAUGCCAAUAAGACUGAUAAAGCUUCAAUGCUUGACGAGGUGAUAAGAUACUUGGAGUUACUCCAAGCACAAGUUCAAAUGAUGAAUAGCAUGAGAAAUGGUAUGCAGCCCCAUAUGAAUAUGAUGAUGCCUUUAGGAAUGCAGCAGCAGCAGCAACAGCAGCAUCAAAUGUCAAUCCUAGCGCGCAUGGGAAUGACUCCGGUUGUUCCUGGCGCGCUAGGAAUGGGAAUGGGAAUGGGAAUGCUCAAUGUAAGCAACAUGGCAAGAAUGGCUCCUCAUCAAUCUCUACAGCAGCAGCUCAUUCAUCCUACUCCUGCAUCAUUUCUUCCACCCUUUAUGGUGCCCCAACUGAUGCCACCAAAGCCUGAUCCUGCCACAAAUGCUAAUUCAGACUCUUUUGCUAAUCCAUAUUGUACCUUCCUAGCACAACAGCAAUCAAUGAAUAUCGACCUGUUCAACAAGAUGGCAGCAGUGUUCCGUCAACAAGUCAAUCAUCAAUCGGCAGCAAGCAGCCCAUCACAGUCGAAACAUUAA
This is a messenger RNA of Fragaria vesca subsp. vesca, 1172 nucleotides long. RefSeq lists its product as uncharacterized. The record is from RefSeq and is a predicted model, not a curated record. Gene Ontology annotation, cellular component: nucleus. Lineage: Eukaryota; Viridiplantae; Streptophyta; Magnoliopsida; Rosales; Rosaceae. Bases 225 to 1172 code for a protein of 315 amino acids. The transcript is spliced from 6 exons. Gene Ontology annotation, molecular function: protein dimerization activity.